This is a messenger RNA of Mesoplodon densirostris (Blainville's beaked whale), 1185 nucleotides long. RefSeq names its product protein arginine methyltransferase 8 (gene PRMT8). Lineage: Eukaryota; Metazoa; Chordata; Mammalia; Artiodactyla; Ziphiidae. Gene Ontology annotation, biological process: peptidyl-arginine methylation. The record is from RefSeq and is a predicted model, not a curated record. The coding region runs from base 1 to 1185 and encodes 394 amino acids. The transcript is spliced from 10 exons. Gene Ontology annotation, cellular component: plasma membrane. Gene Ontology annotation, molecular function: protein-arginine N-methyltransferase activity.
AUGGGCAUGAAACACUCCUCCCGCUGCCUGCUCCUAAGGAGGAAAAUGGCGGAGAACGCGGCCGAGAACACCGAGGUGAGCAGCCCACCCUCUCAGCCCCCGCAGCCCGUCAUCCCAGCCAAGCCUGUGCAGUGUGUCCACCAUGUGUCCACUCAGCCCAGCUGCCCGGGACGGGGCAAGAUGUCCAAGCUGCUGAACCCGGAGGAGAUGACCUCGAGGGACUAUUACUUUGACUCCUACGCCCACUUUGGGAUCCAUGAGGAGAUGCUGAAGGACGAGGUGCGGACGCUCACUUACCGGAAUUCCAUGUAUCACAACAAGCACGUGUUCAAGGACAAGGUCGUACUGGACGUGGGGAGCGGCACUGGGAUCCUCUCCAUGUUUGCUGCCAAAGCAGGGGCCAAGAAGGUGUUUGGGAUUGAAUGCUCCAGUAUUUCUGACUACUCAGAGAAGAUCAUUAAGGCCAACCACUUGGACAACAUCAUCACCAUCUUCAAGGGGAAGGUGGAGGAGGUGGAACUGCCCGAGGAGAAGGUGGACAUCAUCAUCAGCGAGUGGAUGGGCUACUGUCUGUUCUAUGAAUCGAUGCUCAACACCGUCAUUUUUGCCAGGGACAAGUGGCUGAAACCUGGAGGGCUUAUGUUUCCAGACCGGGCAGCAUUGUACGUGGUAGCAAUUGAGGACAGACAGUACAAGGACUUCAAAAUCCACUGGUGGGAGAACGUCUAUGGCUUUGACAUGACCUGCAUCCGGGACGUUGCCAUGAAGGAGCCCCUGGUGGACAUCGUGGACCCAAAGCAAGUGGUGACCAAUGCCUGUUUAAUAAAGGAGGUGGACAUCUACACGGUGAAGACGGAGGAGCUGUCCUUCACAUCCGCCUUCUGCCUGCAGAUACAGCGCAAUGACUACGUCCACGCCCUGGUCACCUAUUUCAAUAUCGAAUUUACCAAGUGCCACAAAAAAAUGGGGUUUUCCACAGCCCCUGAUGCCCCCUACACCCACUGGAAGCAGACUGUCUUCUACUUGGAAGACUACCUCACCGUCCGGAGGGGGGAGGAGAUCUACGGGACCAUAUCCAUGAAGCCAAAUGCCAAAAACGUGCGAGACCUCGAUUUCACAGUAGACUUGGAUUUUAAGGGACAGCUGUGCGAAACAUCUGUAUCUAAUUACUACAAAAUGCGUUAG